UUCUCCCAGCUGGCAGUUCCUCCGAACAUAAGGAAUAUUUUGGGAGCAGUCAAGAGGAUUUUCACAUAGUUCACAAUUCAAAUGUCCUGCUGAAACCGUCUGCAGUGAUGAAGUCUCCAGAGUGUUCCCUGCUGUCCUCAUUGAGGGGAGUGUUGAAAUCAGAGGAAUUCAUUCAGCCACACUAUAAGGAGUCCUAUCGCCUGGCCAUCGAUUGCCUGGCCAGCGGCGGCAGAGACAGUUACCAGGAGUUCCUCAAGGGAGAACGUAUCGGCAGCUUCCUCUCUGAGGAAGAGCUGAUCUUCAUCACUGAAAAAGCAGUAGCUCUCCCACCCAAUGACCAUGAGGAGGAAAUCAGUAGUCCACCGGACAUUGAGUCAUCGUCGGGGACGUACUGGCCUGUCCACUCGGACGUGGAGGCGCCCGACUUGGAGUUGGGUUGGCCGGAUGUCAUGCAACCAAUACUAGAGACAAAUAUAGAUCUGCUCUUUCAUCCACCAAGACAAAACAACCCCACCAUCAAGGAGGUGAUUCGGAAGCAUAUUCAAGAUGCAAGACAGGUCGUUGCCAUUGCGAUGGACAUGUUUACGGAUGUAGAUUUAUUCAAAGAAGCUGUUGAUGCCUCUAUACGAGGAGUCCCAGUCUACGUGCUUUUGGAUGGUUUCCAUUUGAAAAGUUUCCUCGCGAUGGCUGAAAAUCAAGAUGUCAAAAUUCACCAACUCAGAAACAUGAGGGUGCGCACUGUGAAAGGUUCGGAUUACCUCUGUCGAUCAGGAGCUAAAUUUCAUGGAGCAAUGGAGCAGAAGUUUCUUCUAGUCGACUGCCUCACAGCGAUUUAUGGCUCAUACAGCUUCACGUGGUCAUUUGAAAAAAUUAAUCUGAGCAUGGUGCAGGUGAUUACAGGCCACCUGGUGAAGUCCUACGACGAAGAGUUUCGAACACUCUAUGCCCGCUCGGCUGUGCCAGCUGAGCUGUGCCCUCAAGAAGCGUUCCCACGCAACGGACCACAUGAACAACUUAUUUUGCCAAACACUCAGUCGGCCGAAAAAAUUGAGUGGAGGGACGAGUUGAGGCAAAGGCUGGACACAGUCUAUCGGAAGACCUGCGAGAAGAAACCAGGAGCGAGAGAUCUUGAGGGGAGGCUCUUUGAAGAGGAACCCAACAAGUUCAGGCCCUUUAUUGAGAAUGGGAGCGCUGUUCAGAACCAGAUGCACUUCAUUAAAAGGCACAGCUAUGCUGGGGGAAGACCAGAUGGACCUGUGCCACAGAACAUCAGGCCCGGAGCGAGCAAUUUGAAUAUCGCCGGAAACGGAACCAACCAUUACCCCAUGGACAAUUACUCACCGGUGCCACAGAUACAUAGAGGUCAAAACAUGCAUCAGUCUUUCAAUGGCAAUGACACACAGAUUGUUUCCAUGCAGCAGAACAUGCCGACGCUAGAGAAUACAUCCAGGUCCUUCAUGCGCACAUUGAGGAUUGAGUCUUACCUCAAACACCCUGACGUCCCAUUCUCAGACUCUUGUGAAUUUUUAGACCAGUCUGAACCACGGGACAAAGCAAACUCCUUCAUGCAGGGAAGGAUAAGGUCUUCCCUUGCUUUCAGGUCCACCAUACCAGAGCAAAUGGAGCCAAACCGACAUCUUAACAACUCCUCCACUUGUGUCAACAGCUUAGCGGUCACAAACACUCCUUUACACUACUCAUCCAUGCAGUGGAAACCACACGCAGCAGCUGAACAUGGGACAAGUAAUGACGAAUACAUGGUCAAGAGGCAAAGUUCGCAGAUUCGGAAUGACAAUCGGAAUCACGCAAACUCCGGUGCAGGUAGAACCUCGUACCACUCUGUAUACACUAGCUUAGGCAGAGAUACAGGUGGACACAUGGUCACAAACCAGGACAUCAUGUCGGACAGUUGGCACAAAAGGCAUAGCGUGGCAGACCCAAGAUCAAACACUGAGUACAAGCAUGAAUCAUCAGAUCACAUGUAUGGAGCUUUCGCAAGGACGCAAGUGAAUAGAAGCACAGUAGAGAUCAACAGACAGAGUGGAGGAUACGGCUCAACUCUGAAAGAAGAUCUGAGAUCUGCUUCUCAUUGUGAUGUCAAGACUGCCACCGGCACAAAGAGCCACGGUACUCCCAUAUGGCAGGAUCCGCCAACCUGGACUGUGUCUGCAGCAGCGCUGGAUGUCGAUAGCAGGGAUAUAAAAGCUAAAGCCAACAGCACAAGCUCACAGCUAAAGAAGACUUCCAAAACAAUCAAAUCAAUGUUUAACAUAUCAGAUAAGAAAGAGGAUUCAGCAGGAGCCAUUGAAACACAGAGUCUGAAGUCAACUGGCAGCACAGACACCAUAACAGCUGAGGAUGAGGAGAAGACAUCCUAUAGAGGAGGAAAAUAUCCCCAAAGCACAACCAACUCUGUCAGGUCCUCCUCGCGGCAACAGAGGAAGCAGACAGAGGGCGACACUCGAGCCCCUUCAGAACCUCAUUUCAGAACUAAGGAGCAGAAAAAUCCACGUAAAGUCUCUCUUCCUAAACUGACCACACAGAAGAAACCCAGCGUUUCUGGCCGAAGCGUAACGCCCGUCCCUGACUCGGCGAGCUGGAGCAAUGAGCGAGGCCCGGAGCCUCGCCUUUACAGCAAAAAUGAGCCCUUCUCCUCGUUUGAAAAGAAACGCUCUGCACACGGCUUUGGAAACUCCCAGGAGAAACCCAAAGGCCUUCCUGAAGGUGAGGAUGCCAUCGAACACAACCUCAGCCGGGCUGCGAGAGGGCACUAUGAGAAUAAGCUGGAGAAAUUCAUUCAUCGAAUGGGGAGUCUCAUACACAAGAAGUAGCAAAUCUCCACAACUCACUUCUUACCAAUGCACCUUGGAGUCAUUAUGUAAAUAUUCUUACAGUUGGUCUAAAUUUCUGUGUUUACUUGUCUCUAGCAAACACUGUUUACAUUUUGACCUCUGCUUUUGUUAUUGUGUAUAGAUGCACUGAUGAAUGUUGUUUUAUAUCAAUACAGACCUUUGGAUAACUAAAUCUUAAACACUUUCUUUAAGUCUGUCCUCGACUAAUGUCAACCUGAAGCAAUACGUGCUUACAAUACAAACAACAAUAACAACAACUGUAGCAGAUGCUUUAAGUCGUAGCGGUUCCAAAAGGUCAUAGAUAGAAAGGUUUGUUUUGCUGCAGGUGUGUUUGUGCACAUAGUACCAACGUGCUGCUGUUGCUAUUGUACACUGAAAGGAUUACUGUCAACUGCCAUUGAAAAUACCAUCAGCAGAGAAGCUAACCACACCUUGAUAAAAACUUGAUGAAAAAAACAUCAACCUCAGACAAGUUGAAUGUCUUGGAAGUUGCAAUUAAAAAAAUGGACCACACUGGAUUAACCAAUGAAGGAAACGUUUCUCUGUGGCAGACUACAUCCUUGCUAGGUUUGUUUUAGUCUAUGAUCAGACACAACAUUAUUCUUUCUUACACUGAUCACUUAUUAGAUGUUGGGCUAUUUUGCUUUCUAACAUUUCUUCUUUCAGACUAGUGGAAGGAAAACAUUCAAAAUGCACUUGCUUGUUUAUUUUACUACAUUGUGUCUAUUUGUGUCUGCAGUCGCCAAAUGUUUGCAUAAUGCCUUAUUUACAUAUUUAAACAUCACAUUUUAGAUUGUAAAACAAAAAGUAAUUGUCUUAAUGUAAGAAGUAUUUAAGUGGGGAGGUUGCAUGCUGCAUUCUAUUUUAAUCCCCUUCAUCUGAGGAGUCUUCCCAGAAAGCAAAACUCAACGUGCACUGUACAUGCACAAUGAAAACUGCAGUACACAUACUCAGUAGCCAUUCAGAGGUGAUUUCACUAUUCCAUUAUUCAUCCUUCAUGCAAGGAGACAUAUUUGUAGGUAAGCACAAAGCAAUAUGGCCUCCAGAGUAGGACAUAUGCAAGAAGAAGAAUUCUUCAGAAAUAUUCAUUAUUUGCAGGUAGGACCUACUCUGUAUUCAGACUCACACGUCAGCUCUAUUUAAACUGUAACUUUAAUGGUGCUUUCCAGCCAGUCCCAUAUUGCUUCUCGGGGUUUUGUCUGAGUGAUAUUUGUGGUGGAAAUAAAGUGGAUGAUUUUAAAAAAGCAGAUCCUCUUCUAGUGCUCUUUCUCUAAUAAUAAUGUUGAUAAACUGCUGAUAAAAAAUAUUGAUGAUGA
Molecule: messenger RNA, 4168 nt
Organism: Pseudoliparis swirei
Lineage: Eukaryota; Metazoa; Chordata; Actinopteri; Perciformes; Liparidae
Gene: sack1b
Product: family with sequence similarity 83 member B
Exons: 5
Coding region: 108-2831 (907 amino acids)
Biological process (GO): epidermal growth factor receptor signaling pathway
Cellular component (GO): membrane; cytoplasm
Source: RefSeq, a predicted model, not a curated record